Molecule: messenger RNA, 999 nt
Organism: Eutrema salsugineum
Lineage: Eukaryota; Viridiplantae; Streptophyta; Magnoliopsida; Brassicales; Brassicaceae
Exons: 7
Coding region: 113-826 (237 amino acids)
Source: RefSeq, a predicted model, not a curated record
CCUUCUCCUUCUCCUCCUCCUCCUUUCAUACUCUUUUAACGCCACGCUCUUUCCAUUUCUUUCGCCGGCAAAACAGAAAGUCACACAGAAAACACGACGACGAAGAAAGAAAAUGUCUGCGACGGCGAUUGUUUCUCUUCCGAACCCAAAUGCCUUCGCCGCCGGGUUUGUUAAUCGGAAAUUCCGAUGCCGAAACGCCGUAGCUAAACCCAGUUCGAGAUAUUUACCUCCUCCUUCUUCUUCUUCUUCUUCUUCUUCUUCUUCUUCUUCUUCUUCUUCUCUGAUGAAGCCUUCGCCUCUUGCUUCUAGAUUUUCCCCGUUGAUUUUACCGAAUAGAUCUUUUAAUUCUUCACUAUCCAGGAGAUUCGACACUCUCAUGGAGUGGCAAGAAUGCAAAGUAAAGAUGAAGGUUGAAGUGCCUGUAUCAGUUGCUUAUGGGCUCUACUCGGAUCGAGAAUCGAUUCCUAGUUGGAUGUCAUUCAUUUCAUCCGUGAAGGUACUGAAGGACAAACCCGAUUUAUCUCGAUGGACCUUGAAGUAUAAAGCAUUUGGUCAGAAUCUAGAGUACUCUUGGCUCGCUAAGAAUUUGCAGCCUCUCCUGAACCAGAAAAUACACUGGAUUUCUCUAGAAGGCCUUCCUAACAGGGGAACUGUUCGGUUUUUCCCACUAGGACCUUCAUCAUGUGAUGUAGAACUAACCUUUGCAUACGAGGUUCCGCUGCUACUUAUACCAUUUGCAACAGCGCUUCAACCGCUAAUGCAAGGAUUGAUCAAGAAUAGUUUGGAGCAAUUUGCACAGAUAGCAAAAAGCACAAAUUCCACUUAGUUAAACAACACAACAGCAAAACUUUAAUUAUCCACAGCACACAUAUCAUCCUAUUCUUCUUACAGGAAUUUGCACAGAGAAUCAUUGUUGUGACGGUUACAAUAUUGUUUUUUUUUAAUACAGUGUUCAUGUCAAGAAAGGAUUGUUUAUAUAUAAUCACAACAUUUUAAUCU